Messenger RNA from Paraglomus brasilianum, 548 nucleotides. NCBI's taxonomy places the organism in Eukaryota, Fungi, Glomeromycota, Glomeromycetes, Paraglomerales, Paraglomeraceae. The record is from the annotation of a GenBank genome assembly.
AUGACUGGAGUAGUGAAUUAUACCGAAUUGAAUACAGCAGCACCAAUAGCCGUAGCCAUACAGGCAACUGGAAUGCGAUGGCUUACGAUUAUAGUUGAUCUCGGUGCACUUGCUGGUCUUACAUCAGUGAUACUCAUUUCGCUCAUGUCUCAACCACGCAUAUUCUACAUAAUGGCCCAAGACGGUCUCCUCCCCGCCGCAGCCUCCAAAAUUCAUCCACGCUUUAAAACACCUUACAUUACCACAAUAAUAACCGGAGCUGUUGCAGCGAUUGGCUCUGCAAUUCUGCCUAUAGACGUUCUUGCCGAUCUCACUUCUGUUGGUACACUUUUCGCUUUCUUCCUAGUUAAUAUCGGUGUACUAAUUCUCCGUAUCAAGGCUCCUCACAUACCUCGAGGAUUCCGUGCCCCUGGCGGAACGUAUUUUGUGCCGGUUCUUGGGUCUAUAAUGAAUCUUUUUUUGAUAGCUACUUGCCCGCGUAGUAGUAUCGAGCGUCUGUUUAUUUGGAUGGCAAUUGGAUUAGUUAUCUAUGGCCUCUACGGAAGGAA